AUGCAGGAACUCUUUGACCAUCCCUAUUUACAGGGGCUCUUCUUUGAUACUGUGCUCUGCCUUUUUGUUGUUGCCGUCAAGGGCAAUUCCCUGAUCAUCCUGGCCAUUGUCUUCCACCUGCCUCUGCACACCCCCAUGUACUUCUUCAUUGCUAACUUGGCUCUAAUUGAUAUUCUUUGCACAUCUGCCAUCCUACCCAAAAUGAUGCAGAACCUGAUGCAUGGGAAGAAAACCAUUUCCUUCGAUAGCUGCAUGGCCCAGCUUUUUACUUUCAGUUUGUCAUCUGGAACAGAGCUAGUGCUCCUUACAGCCAUGGCUUUUGACUGGUACAUGGCCAUCUGUCGUCCCUUGAGCUAUGUAAUUGUCAUGACCAACAGUGUUUGCAUUGCAUUAGCAGCCAUUGUCUGGGCAGUUGGAGCAAUCAGUUCCUUGGUGCACACCUUGCUCAUGCUUCGACUACAUUUUUGUGGGUCUAACUUCAUCUGGCACUUCUGUGAAAUCCCACCUCUGUUGGCAUUGUCCUGCACCUCAGCCUAUCUCAAUGAAGUCAUGGUCUUCAUUGCUGAUGUCUUCCUAGCCAUGGGGAACUUCCUACUGACCGGUAUGUUCUUUGCCUUCAUCAGCAGCAGCAUUCUCAAAAUUCAGAGCUCUGAAGGGAAGCGAAGGGCCUUCUCUACAUGUUCCUCACACCUUGUUGUGGUUGACCUAUACUACUCUGCCAUUAUCUACACUUACAUUCGGCUGACCUCCAGCUACUCGCUGAAUAAAGACAAGCUAGUGGCCGUUCUGUACAUGAUUGUGACUCCUGCACUGAAUCCUCUGAUCUACAGUCUGCGCAACAAAGAAGUCAAAGUUACCUUUAGGAAAAUUCUUCCACUUGAGAGAGUCAGCUUGAAAAGAAUAGGCUUGACUUUAUUAGGACCACUGUGA
This is a messenger RNA of Alligator mississippiensis (American alligator), 930 nucleotides long. Its product is annotated as olfactory receptor 13G1. The record is from RefSeq and is a predicted model, not a curated record. Bases 1 to 930 code for a protein of 309 amino acids. Gene Ontology annotation, molecular function: G protein-coupled receptor activity; olfactory receptor activity. The transcript has a single exon. Lineage: Eukaryota; Metazoa; Chordata; Crocodylia; Alligatoridae. Gene Ontology annotation, biological process: G protein-coupled receptor signaling pathway. Gene Ontology annotation, cellular component: membrane.